AUGGUAAUUUCCGCAACGCUGGAGGCGAUCCAGAAGGAUGCAUGCCAAAACUUGAUCUUGCGGCAGCCAAGUCCGAGCACCAUGGUCUUUCAGGAUGGAGCCAAGGCCGAGGAGCUCUUCAUCAUCCUCCGAGGCUCCGUGCGCCUCCAACUGAUGCGAGAGGACUUGGACUUGGGAGCUGAGGAUGAGCGCCCCAGGGCUCCUGUGGACGAGGUGGUGGCGCUGGAAGGGCCCUUGUUGAACAGGCCAGGAGCCUGCGACUUUGCCCUGGAGGAGAAGGGUAUGGUUGCGGCGAACACCCGCACAACCUUACGGCUUCUUCGAGGACGCACUGACAUGGCCUUGUCGCGGCUAGAGCCCGACUCGCCUGUGAGCCCUAGGGCACCGCUCAGCAUUCUCUCGAAGAAAUCGUGUUCACCACGUGCCGUGAGCCCCGAGCGGGCCUUGCGCCGGAGCGAUCGCCUCUUGCGGCCAGUGGCGGAGGUGAUCCAAGCCUUGGCCGCCGUCAAAGACCUGGAGCCAGCCUCCAGUGGUCUGCCGAGCUUCCAGCAACGAUGGCAAGCGUUCCAGGAGCACGUGCAUGGUCUGGUAGAUGGAUCUGGACUUGCUCCAACCGCGGCCCCGGGCGCGGCGAGCGGUCAAGGACCUGGCCCAGUCCAGUCUGAAGAGCCACAGGAGCCUGCAGCGGUCAAGGCCUUGCCGGCGACCCCACUGGCACCACGGCAACAAGUGGUGGUUGGUGAGGAAGAGGCUUUUGCUGGAUCCAUUUUGGCAGCCGCCACCUGCAUGGCUGGAAGCACCCACAAGUGGCGAGCCAUCGCAGGGGAGAACUGCCAACUGCUGGUGAUGAACAGCAAGUGCUUGGGGCGCGCCAUCAAGAAGGAGCUGAAGCGCCGUCACACCGAGCGGGAGAAACACUUGCUCAACGCCCUGGGAGGACCCAUCAAGGGCCUCGAGAACGAAAAGCUGCAUGCCUUGGCUGUGGGUGCAAAGACCGUCCUUUACAGGCGUGGCGAAGUCCUUUGCGGCGAGGGGGAGACGAGGACACCCAAGAGCCGCUUGCAAGUGCUGAUGCAUGGAGAGGUGCGAUGUGUCCGAAGCGGCGAGAAGGCAAAAGGUACCAGCAUACGCCAGAGGCUGGCAGCCAUGCACAGCGCUGGCACUCUGCUGCCAGGGCAGGCGGUGAACGCUGCGUCGAUCCUGGCAGACGAGCCGGAGCCGUUUGCGGUGGUCGUGGACUCAGCAGAGGCCUUGGUGAUCAGCCUCACUGCCGCGGAACUGGCCCGGGUCGUGUCUAUGCCGGUCAUGGAGCAGUUGAAGGUGAUGAACUUGGAGCGCCUCCAAUGGCGUCUGCAACUGCCCACAUCGUCGACGCCACGAUCCCACGGACGAGCACCCCGGAGCAGCCGCGCUGAUGCUCCCGGCAAGGCGGUCCCCAACCAGGAACUUGUAAGGUUGGACAAUGUGCUGCAUGAUCGACCCGAGAUUGUUUGCCAGAGCCCGCGCCAGCCACCUGGCAUCAUCCAGAACAUCGGUAAGGAUAUGAUGACCAGCAGCCUCUCCGUGCGUCGGCCCAACAUGCAGAUGGAAUGCCCACGUGUACACCCGGCCUUGAUCCCUCACCUCAAAGAUUUAAGGCUCAAAGCGAAGCCGGCACGUCCAGGCUCCGAGGACCUCACAGCGACCGCGACCACAGAGACGGAUCUUGUGACCCGCAGCUGUGACGACUGGGGCCUACGGAGUGCCGCCCCGCCGUUGGCCGCGAGCCUGCGGCGAGCGCGGAGCGUGCGAGGCAUGGAGGAGAGCGGUGAUAUCUCGGCGGGGGCCUUGGAAAACUACUCUUGGUGGAACUGGACCGUACGCUUUCACGCUCUCUGCGAGGUGGGCAUUGCGGGCACUGCGACGCUGUAUGUGGCAGAACGGACGCAGGUGCCGCAGAGUCUCAUGGCCUUCUCCAGAGGUGUUGGGAUGAUCUUGGGACCUCUAGUGAUGUCAAAGGUCUUGGGCAAGUUGAUCUGGAGCGGUGAGUCGCAGUAUGGCUUCGGCACCGUUCUGGGUUUCAAGGCGCUUUGUAUCGUUAUGAUCCCGCGAUUGGACCAAGCCUGGUCGCUUUGCUUGGCCUUCUUUGGGGUGGGCGCUGCGAUGGCUGUCUUGGAUACCUUCAACAUCAUGUUGGUGGGCCGCUUAUUGAAGGCGCGGAGUGGCGCUGAGCUCGCCAAGUACGACCUUUGCUAUGGGAUCGGUGGGAUGGUGGCGCCUUAUAUCGCCAUUUUGGUCCAUCGCUAUUCCUGGGACGUUUUGGCCACCGUGGAUUUGCUCAUGGCUGCCGUGGUGGUGCGGAGACGCGCUUGUCUGGGAAAGCCCACGGAUUGGAAGCAGAAGAUUCGGAACCCCGGAUCCAACGGCGGUGCCAACGGCGGCACCAACGGUAGUGGCGCUACCAACGGCGAGAAGGCUGCGACCGGCCGAGGCGGCAACUCCAUGGAUGAGGUGGCCCAGCCGGUGCCGCCAAAGGUGCUGCGUGCAGGGCUGACCUUCGCGUUCAUCUCGCAGAUCGGUUCGACGAGCAUCAGUGCUUGGGGUUUCGCCUAUACCACCAAGAGGCUGGGCUUCUCAGAGGAGUGGGCGGCUUUGGUCCCUUCCAGCUUCUACUUAGCGAGCAUGUUGCCUCGCAUGGCCAACACCUGGCUGGCCAAGAGGGUUUUGGCCUCUGCCUUGGUGCAUUGCAGCUUGAUUUUUGUGCUUUUGGGCAGCAUCUCGGUCCUCGUGUCCUCCUGGAUGCUGAGUAAUGCGAGAAACUCUGCCAGUGAUGCAAGCUCUGGCUAUGUCCUCAUGUUCCUCGGUAUUUGGUUCAUGGGUACUGGCUAUGCAAACCACUACUCCAUGCUUUUGGUCUCCAUGACGCAACACGGUGAGUUGACCUCCCAGCAAAGCGGAAUGUUCGGUUCUUCGACGUGUUUUGGCAUCACCAUGGGCCUCUGGUUGGCCGGUUUCGUGGACCUGGCUCACGUGGAGGUGGCGAUUGCCAUGCUCUUGACCGCGAUUUGGACCGCUCACAUCCGCGAGUUUCCGAUCUGUGGCACAGUGAAGCCGGUGACGGCCGAUCAACGAGAAGCGCUGCAGGGGGUCUUUGUCUCCAUACUUUCAGCAUCCUUCAGCCAACACAGUGCUUCGCUGCCUGCAGGUGAUGUGAAGCCGAAGCCCGAGGUUGUUGAGGUGCCUUCCGCACGUGUGGACACCUCCGUGCCCUUGACGAGAGGCAAUUCCAAAUCCAGCACCGGCGGUUGGCAUGCUGACGGGCGCUUGGCAGCGGCGGGGCGGUUGGCCCGAGGUUGCCAGCCUCGCUCGGAACAGCAGGCAGCCAUGUCUGCCACGCUGGGCACCACUGGGAUCGUGGAGGGCGAUAUUCCUUCAUCUCCAUCCAAAUCCAGGAAGUGCCAACUUCCCAAAGCCGGAUCACCAGGCAUGGAGGGGAACUUGCGCAUUGCGAGCAUCGAACAGUUCCUGCAGAAAGGCGACAACUGCUGGCGCGGCUGGGGCAAGCUUGGCAGGCGAACGCUUACGAAGCUGGAGGCAGACAACGAAGGGAUGUCAGAGGGGGCCUCGCGGUCCAAGCGGCGCCAGGUGUCGGAGGAGUCAGGGCACACCUCUUACUCGCCAAGGAACAGCCCGAGCAACAGGUCCAUGGAGAGGCUGGACUCACCGCGACAGGACUCGAAAAUCUCUCGGAGGAGGAGUGUGACCUUGAGUGCCAAGUUCCUGAAACAAAGGUCAAACCUUCAAUUCCAGAGCAGCGAGCAUGACUUGUCCGCGAAAGCUCGCUUCCAAAGCUGUACAGCUCGUUUCCUCAAGAGCACCUACGUGUCGAACUUCAUGAUCGUGGUGGUCCUUUUCGAUGCCUAUUGCACCUGCCGGGACAUUGAUGCACGCGCUGCGGAGGUACCGACACCACAGGUCUUGAUCGUUCUGUCCGACGUGUGCUUGCUGCUGUACACGCUGGAGUUUUUCAUGAACCUUAUAGUGAAAGGAAGCACCAUUUUCCGUGACUGGACCUUGAUGCUUGAUGUCGUGAUCAUUGUGUGUGGCUAUGCCGACUUCUUGUUGAACUUGGUGGCAAAUAGCGACUUUGUCGUUCGCAUAGGCAUGUUUCGGGCCUUCCGCCUGGCGCGGAUCGUUCGCUUGAUGCGGCUCCUGCGGAGGACUCGGGCUUUGCGGGAGCUGCAGAAGUUAGUCACUAUGAUGGCCACCUGCAUGAAAGCGCUGCUUUGGUCCUUUGUGUUUUGCUUCUUGAUCAUGAGUGUUUGGGCAAUGUUCAUUGUGGAGGUCGUUCAUCCCUUGAUUCAAGACAAAGAGAACCCUAUCCUCCUCAACUUCUUUUUGGAGGAGGAUUGCGACUACUGCUUGAGGGCCACGGGAUCUGUGAUGGAAGCCAACUUGCUGUUGUUCAAGACCGUGAUUGCGGGCGACAGCUGGGGCGAGCUUGCGGUGCCGGUGAUUCAGAGAUAUCCGGCGACGGCCAUCAUCUUCGUGGGAUCCAACGUCACUUUGGUCUUUGGGGUCUUGAACUUGAUCGUCGCCGUUGUAGUCGACACUUUUGCGGAGGCGAGACAGAGGGAUAUCUUGAACUUGGCGGAAGAAUUGGAGUACGAUUUCGAAAAGGACAGGAAGUUCCUGAAAGGUGUCUUCGACCGGAUGGAUAUGGAUGGAAGUGGACUGGUCACCUUUGAGGAACUCGUGGAGGGCGCCCGGCGGGAUCCGGAGUUCCAAAGCCGCCUGCGGGUCAUGGAUAUCGAUGAGCAGGACCUCCAACAGCUGUUCGAGAUGAUUGACACCAAUGACCAAGGGUAUAUCAAUGCCAUGGAGUUCAUCGCGCCCCUGAGCCGGUGGGUGCAUGAUUCCAAGACAGCACCACGUUUUAUCAAGUACAACCUGCAGCGAACUAUGCAUCAACAAGAAGAGCUCUUCAUUUUUUGCCAGGAUUGUUUUAAUUCCCUGGCAGAACGCUUGGAUGUCAUCUCCGAAAGAAUGGAGGAGCAGCCUGUGUCCCUCGAUCCCCCGUUCGUGGAUGAACCGCUGGCGCCGGUGGCGCGGCAUGGCAGCGAUGGCGGGGCGUCCCGCGCCUCGGGCGAAUCUGCGAUGUCCGCGGUCUCACUCGUGAGAUCGGAGCCAGGAUCCUUGGCAUCUGAAGGUUCAUUGGUGGAUUUGAGGACGGUGGAUCCUGACGCAGUGACAGAAGGGGUGGAACAACCUCAUGCCUCCAAAAAGGUGAAAGUCUGCAUCCCGGAGGUCGACGAACUUCAAACAGCCAUGGACCACCUGGAAAAGUUUGUCCUUAACGCCACUGAGACCGCGCUGAAGAAAUCCAUGUUGAUCAUGGGUUCCAGCAUCCGUCAGCGCUUGGGGACCGCUGUGGGCAGCUUCCCACUCUACCGGGAGCGAAGCCGAGUUGGAGACUUACCUAGCAAGAGGCGCAAGUAUCGCCAGGAGAAGAUAGGGUCGACGGAAGGGUCUAUGUCGAAGUCUGCCUCUUCUAGCUGGGCCAUGGCUGCCAUGGGGCCCUCACAGUCGACGAACAGCGCGCGUCCCGAGUGGGUCGACGAGCAGUCGCUGCACGACACGACGAGAUGA
Messenger RNA from Durusdinium trenchii, 5628 nucleotides. Lineage: Eukaryota; Dinophyceae; Suessiales; Symbiodiniaceae. The record is from the annotation of a GenBank genome assembly.